AUGAAUAAUUUUGAAAAGGUUGAUGCUUUUGGACAAUUGCCUUAAGCCAGAUUUGGACAUACAAUUACAUACAUUGCUAAGGGGAAAGCAAUAUUAUUUGGGGGGGCGACUGGUGACACAGGGAAAUAUAGUAUUACAGGAGAUACGUUCUCAUUCGAUAUGUAGAGCAAAUAGUGGAAGAGAGUGGAAGUUUAGGGUACAGCCCCAUCUCCAAGAGCAGCACAUUCAGCAGUGUGUGUUGAUAUCAAUUAAAUAGUAAUUUAUGGAGGAGCCACAGGAGGUGGUAGUUUGGCAUCAGACGAUCUGUAUUUGUUGGAUCUGAGAUCAAACGAUGACUUAGGUUAAUGGACAGUCGUACCAGUUGUAGGAACUACGCCAGGGAGAAGGUAUGGACAUACUCUAACCUUUACAAAACCAUUUCUGAUAGUGUUUGGAGGUAAUACAGGAUAGGAGCCAGUCAAUGAUUGCUGGUGUGUAAAUGUGGAGAAGAGUCCAAUAACUUGGGUGAGAUUGGAAUGCAAAUCAGAAUAGCCAUUGGCACGAGUAUAUCAUUCUGCCAGCAUCUGCACAAAUGGUAGUGCUAAUGGAAUGGUAGUGGCAUUUGGUGGACGUUCAAAUGAUCAGUAAGCAUUGAAUGAUGCUUGGGGAUUGAGAAGACAUAGAGAUGGAAGAUGGGAUUGGGUCAAGGCACCUUAUAAAAUUGAUAAGGAAUAACCAGUGGGUAGAUAUCAACACACUACAUUGUUUGUUUACAGCAUGUUAGUUGUUAUAGGUGGUAGAACUGGAAAUGUAGGAGAGACCUUGACAAUUGAUGUUUAUGAUACAGAAACAUCAGAGUGGUCUAAGUUCAAUAGUAUACAGAGAUUUCGACAUUCCUCAUGGUUGGUAGACACUAAUAUUUUUGUAUAUGGAGGGUUUGAAUUAGAUUCACCUAACAUUCCCACUGAUAUUAUUUCGAAGAUCAAUUUAAACAGAUUACUCUUGCCAAGCGAAAUAUUAACUAACAAAUUGGCUUAAUAUUAACAUGCUCAAAGAAAUGUUUCACCCUAAUCAUUAUCACCUUAAAUGACUCCCAUUUCCCCAGACACACAAUAAGCUUCUCCUUUGAAUAACUCUUUGAUCCAAAAGAAACCAGGUCAGACUAUUUAGAAUACUCAAAAACAAUAGAAACCAUUCGCUCAAAAUCAAGCUGAUAAAUCUUAAUUCAAAUUUAUCAAUCAAGCUGUCGUCGCUGAAGAAGCUCGGGAUUCCAAAGCCCCUAAUAGAAAACCAAGAGUGCCUUAAUCAGCUCAAGAGAAUAAUAUUGCUCAUUUAUUCAUAAGUACUUUAUUGUAGCCAAAGACCUUUAUCAACAUUUCUGAAAAUGCUAAGUUUUUAUUUUAGGCUCAACAUAUACUAAUGUUGUGUGACUAAGCAGAAGCUGUUUUAAAAGAAUAACCUAUGGUUUUAAGAUGCAAGGCUCCAAUUAAGAUUUUUGGAGACAUCCAUGGAUAGUAUUCAGAUCUGAUGAGAUUCUUUGAUUUGUGGGGAUCUCCAUUUGUUGAUGGCAAGGAUAGUGAUAUCGAAGCAUUUGAUUACCUAUUUCUCGGAGACUUCGUGGAUAGAGGUAAUCACUCUUUAGAGACAAUCUGUUUGUUGUUGGCUCUAAAAGUAAGAUUCCCUGAAUCUAUUCAUUUGAUUAGAGGAAAUCAUGAAGACAAGUGGAUUAAUAAUGGAUUUGGAUUUUCAGAGGAAUGUGCUUAGAGAUUAGGUGAAGAUCCUAAUGAUGAGGAUUCAGUGUUUGCAAGAGUGAAUAGAUUAUUUGAAUGGUUACCAUUGGCUGCAAUAGUAGAGGACAAGAUCAUUUGUUUGCAUGGAGGAAUAGGGAGUCAAUUAAAUUAUGUGGCAGAAAUAGAGAAUCUUUAGAGACCUUUGGAAGUGAUCCAUGAAGUCACAACUCCUGAAUAGUAAUUGGUGGUCGAUAUCCUAUGGUCAGAUCCAACUGAUACAGAUUAAGACUUUGGAAUCUAACCAAAUAUCAUCAGGGAUCCUGCAGGUACUGGAAAUAUAGUAAAAUUUGGACCAGAUAGAGUUAUCAACUUCCUCAUUAAAAAUAAUCUUUCUCUUAUUAUUCGUGCUCAUGAAUGUGUUAUGGAUGGCUUUGAGAGAUUUGCUGGAGGUCAAUUACUCACAGUUUUUAGUGCAACUGAUUAUUGCGGUAGACACAAGAAUGCAGGUGCAGUACUUAUACUCAAGAGAAACCUAGAGAUAGUACCAAAAUUAAUAUAUCCUCAAAAUCUCAAUGCUCAUAAUUGGAUUGAGGAUGAAGAAGCACUCAAAAAGAGACCACCUACACCACCUCGUUGGAAGAAUUAGGGGCAACGUAGAAGUUAUGAUUGAUAUUUAUGUUAUCGUUUAAUUCAUAAAUUUUGUUUUAAA
Molecule: messenger RNA, 2418 nt
Organism: Paramecium tetraurelia
Lineage: Eukaryota; Ciliophora; Oligohymenophorea; Peniculida; Parameciidae
Exons: 7
Biological process (GO): brassinosteroid mediated signaling pathway
Molecular function (GO): protein binding; phosphoprotein phosphatase activity
Source: RefSeq, a predicted model, not a curated record